This is a messenger RNA of Cajanus cajan (pigeon pea), 1763 nucleotides long. Its product is annotated as nucleotide pyrophosphatase/phosphodiesterase 2. The record is from RefSeq and is a predicted model, not a curated record. Gene Ontology annotation, cellular component: vacuole. NCBI's taxonomy places the organism in Eukaryota, Viridiplantae, Streptophyta, Magnoliopsida, Fabales, Fabaceae.
UUGUCCAGUGUUGUGGUGUUGUGUAGGAUGAGAUCUGAGAAGAUAAAUUAACAGCAACUACGGUGUGAAGAAGAAGCAUGGCGGAAGAGCCUCUACUCCCACGCAGCAGCCAUUCGACUUCCUCUUCCCGUCUCAUCCUGAUCAUCGCCUCCAUGUCCCUGGCAGCAGCAUUCAUCCUCGCACUCUACUUCUCAUCCACCUCCUCCUCCCUCCUCCCCCACCCCGUCGUCAUCCUCAUCUCCUCCGACGGCUUCCGCUUCGGCUACCAACACAAAACCCCCACCCCUAACAUCCACCGCCUCAUCCUCCACGGCACCGAAGCCCUCACCGGCCUCAUCCCCGUCUUCCCCACUCUCACAUUCCCCAACCACUACUCCAUCGUCACCGGCCUCUACCCUCCCCACCACGGCAUCAUCAACAAUUUCUUCUUCGACCCCCUCACCGGUGAAAAAUUCACCAUGAGCACCCACGAUCCCAAGUGGUGGCUCGGCCACCCCCUCUGGGAAACCGUCGCCGCCCACAACCUCACCGCCGCCACCUACUUCUGGCCCGGCUCCGAGGUUCACAAAGGCCCAUGGGCCUGCCCUCCACGCUACUGCCAGCCCUACAAUGCUUCUGUUCCCUUUGAAGACAGAGUCGACACCGUUUUGGGGUAUUUCGACCUACCUGCUCAUCAAGUUCCUUCCUUUAUCACUCUCUACUUCGAGGACCCUGACCACCAGGGUCACCUCGUUGGACCCGACGAUUCCGAAAUCACCAACGCUGUCUCCAGAAUCGACACCAUCAUCGGGAGGCUCAUUCAGGGUUUGGAACAGAGAGGGGUUUUCGACGAGGUUCAUCUCAUCAUGGUCGGAGACCAUGGGAUGGUUGGUACUUGCGAUAAAAAGCUCAUCUUUUUGGACGAUUUGGCUCCUUGGGUCGACAUUCCAAAAGAAUGGGUUCACUAUUACACUCCAAUUCUCUCUAUUCGUCCACCUUCUUCUGUUGAUGCUGCUCGUGUUGUUGAGAAAAUGAAUCAAGGGUUGAACUCUGGGAAAGUUGAGAAUGGGGAGAAAUUGAGGGUUUUUUUGAAGGAGAAUUUGCCCGAGAGGCUUCAUUAUUCAGACAGUGAUCGGAUUCCGCCUAUAAUUGGUUUGGUUGAGGAGGGUUACAAGGUUGAGGCCACGAGGACCGGUAACAAAGAGUGUGGGGGUGCGCAUGGUUAUGACAAUGCGUUUUUCUCCAUGAGGACUAUUUUCAUUGGACGUGGUCCUAGGUUUGCAAGAGGGAGGAAGAUACCCUCCUUUGAGAAUGUUCAGAUUUAUAAUUUGGUUACUUCCAUUCUCAACAUUCAGGGUGCGCCUAACAAUGGAUCUGCCUCCUUUCCCAACUCUGUUCUCCUGCCUAGUGCAUAAAUGAAAGCUCCAAACUUAGAUACGGGUUAUAUAGGUAUUUCUUGUGUUGUUUUUGGUUAGAAUUAGAGAUUUCUCUAGAUAAUAUAUGAAUGAAAAUGGAUUCUUCAAUUUUGAUUGAAAAACAACAUCAAAAAUACCUAUGAAACUAUGUCUAAGUUUUGCCCUGAAUAGAACUUAGUAUUAGAUGGCCAAGCAAGCUGCAUGAGAUUUAAGUGAGCUCUUUAGGGUAGAUGCUCUGAAAUAAGAACACGAUGAGAUGAGAUGUUGCAGAAGGAAUAGGUGUAAUGUAUCAUUUCCUUGGCUUAAACUAAUUUUAGUCCGAAAUUUGCUUUGAUUUUUCGUAUCUGUUGAUGGGCCCUCCUUGUUUCA